This is a messenger RNA of Lichtheimia ornata, 369 nucleotides long. RefSeq lists its product as uncharacterized. NCBI's taxonomy places the organism in Eukaryota, Fungi, Mucoromycota, Mucoromycetes, Mucorales, Lichtheimiaceae. The coding region runs from base 1 to 369 and encodes 122 amino acids. The transcript is spliced from 3 exons. Gene Ontology annotation, molecular function: heme binding; oxidoreductase activity, acting on paired donors, with incorporation or reduction of molecular oxygen; iron ion binding. The record is from RefSeq and is a predicted model, not a curated record.
AUGCGACAUGUGAUAUCUUUCUUUUUUUGCUUAUACGUCCACCUGAUUCUUGUAGACGUCUUUGAGCUGGUUGCCGUGGCAACGGUUACUACAGCUGCAGCAACGGUGUGGGUGUUGGUUACUCUUUGCAAUCAACCUAAAGAGAUACAAGCCGAAAUUGAUGCAUUUAUCAAGACGCAUGGUCGUGAACAUUUGCUAUUGUUCAUGUCAGCCAUCAAGGAAUGUUUGUGUCUUCAUCACAUUGCUCCUCUUGCCUUGAUACGUCAAACAUCCGAUGAUGUCACUUGUCGAAGCUACUUUAUUCCCAAAGGUACCAUUCUUCGCCAAAAGAUCUAUGUCAUGAACCACCAUCUCAAAGGCCUAUCCUAA